Molecule: messenger RNA, 1654 nt
Organism: Triticum urartu
Lineage: Eukaryota; Viridiplantae; Streptophyta; Magnoliopsida; Poales; Poaceae
Source: RefSeq, a predicted model, not a curated record
CCUCCCCCACAAUUAAUUACAAGCUCCGGACGGACGACUGCGCAGUCCGCCUCCGUCGUCAUUCUCCCCGAGACGAGACGAGACGAGACGGCGCACGCAUUGGAUGCCAUUCUAAUCUCUCCCCCGCUCCUCCCCUCCCCGCCUCUCCAUUAUCGGAGGUCGGCGAAACCCCCAUUUCCAUCCCCUUCGCCGGCCAAAAACAACCAGACAAGUAACAAAAACCAAGCCUUUUUCGUCGCUCCCCCGCCGCUCUGGUCCUGCGCGCUGGAGCGGAGCGCUCGCCUGCCUUCCGGAAGGGGGAAAGUGGGACUGAGAGAGAGCACACCGUACCAGAUGGACCUGCUCGCCGCCCCUCGGUAGCCCCGGGCGGACAUUGCCGCCUCCCUCUUCCUCCUCCCCGGACAAGAAGCAGAAGCCGCUGGGGGCAAUGAGGAAGCACGGGUGGCAGCUGCCGUACCACCCGCUGCAGGUGGUGGCGAUAGCCGUCUUCGCCGCGCUGGGCUUCGCCUUCUACGUCUUCUUCCUGCCCUUCGUCGGGAGCCAGACCUCCCAGUACGUCGCCAUGGGCCUCUACACCCCGCUGAUUACGUGCGUCGUCACGCUCUACAUUUGGUGCGCCGCCACCAACCCCGGCGACCCCGGCAUCUGCAAGCCGACCAGGCUGCACUCGAGGCUGGACAAGGAAGGGCGGCAGUCCCACUCCCACUCCCACAUGGACUCGGACCACGGCCUUCAUGCUGCUGACAACAGCGAGAAGCUGAGCAGCAUGCUCGAGAGGAAGGACUCGCCUUCUUGGCCCAGAUGCUCUCAACUGCUCUGCUUAGUCUGUUUGCCCUUUUCAUGCUUGUUCAAGAGAUGCCUCCAUCCUGAUGACCAGCAUUCUGAAGAGAACAUGAGCGAGGAGGGCAUGUUCUUCUGCAGCUUAUGUGAAGCCGAGGUUUUGAAGAACAGUAAGCAUUGCAGGGUGUGCGACAAGUGUGUUGAUGGCUUUGAUCACCAUUGCAGAUGGCUCAACAAUUGCGUCGGGAAAAGGAACUACAAAGGGUUCUUCAUUCUAAUGUCUUGUGCCGUUCUCCUGCUUGUGGUGCAGUGGUUGUCAGGAACCCUUGUGAUAAUUCUCUGCAUUGUGAAGCGAGGGGAGUUCUCAAGACAGAUUGACACAAAGUUAGGAAGCAGCUUCUCAACUGUAGCAUUUGUAAUUGUUGUGGCUACUUGCACCAUACUAGCAAUGAUCGCGACUGUACCGCUUGCUCAACUUCUGUGCUUCCAUAUUCUUCUUAUCAAGAAGGUAAAUCACUUUGAGACUGUCACUGAAGCUGUGGAUUUUUUUCAUUGUUUCAUUUUGAGAUGGAGAGGGGGAGGGAGGAGGGGUCCCCAUCCUAAAUUUUUGAAAUCAAAAGACAGCUUCCGGCGUUCCGUGCAAAACAUGUUUGGCCAUAAUUUUGCUGUUGCUUGGUCCUUACUUCCAUCUAAUCCGAAACAGAGCCAACUCUUAUUCCAUUUUUCUUUUAUUGCCAAUUUUUUCGGCAUAUUUGUGGCUAAUAAGACAACAUACGCCACCAUAUCAUCUCUACAGGCAGCGAUUAUCUCAGAUUUAGUCUCAGCUUUUGUUUUCUCCAUCGCCCGCGCCACCUUCUCGUCGAUAGUCACUUGA